AUGGGAAACACGGAUAGCGUUGUAGUGCAGAAACGUCUGGCUCAUUUUCGUCCUGAUGAGAGGCCAGUUAUUGAGGGGAUAUUUGACAGGCUUCAUGGAUCUGCUGCUGUUUCAUCUGGGAAAACAGGGACGAUUUUAUCCCUAGACAUGCUGUUGAUGACAAUGAGAGAUGUGGCUUCGGAAUCAAUGAUAAACAGAGUGUUCCAGGGAAUGCACAGUGUUGAUCCUGGAGUAGCACUGCCCCCUGGUGGUGGGGUAAGUCGAGAGCAGUUGGUGAUAUUCCUGGCAGACAUCUUUAGGGGAACUGCAGAGGAACGUGCACCUUUGGUUUUAGCAAUGGCAGGGGGUGAAAAAGCAGCUUCUGCCACAGCUGAGCAGAUCAGAGAUUUUGUGGAAGACCUGGUGUCGUCUGCAGUGCAGACUUUAGCCUACAGGGGGCAUCUACGAGCCUGGCAACCAGAUCGCAUGAGCGAUGGUCCUAAAGGUGUGAAGGCACUGGCAGAACAGUUGACCUCUGAAAUGAAACCUUCAGAUCAGAAUACGUGUGACGUUCUGGAAGACUGGUUGUUCCGGAUCCCGACAAUGGCUCUGUUCUUGGAGCUUCUAAUUGGUGAGGGGCUAGGGGUUAGGCUGCCCUCUCGCCCUCCUCCGACUCUGUUGCCCCAGUGUCAGUAUGCGCCCUGGAGUGACCUCCGCUGUCUCUUGAAUCUACCUCUUUUGAUGUUCCUGUCACCUCAGCUUCCUGAUGGUUACAUUUCCCCCUGGAGGUUGUUAUUCUCCACAAGCAUACAUGGGGAAAGCUUCACCCAACUGGUGGGUACCUGUAAAUGCCGGGGUCCCACCAUCUUGUUGAUGAAGGACACUAAAGGCCAUGUCUUUGGGGGCUUUGCUUCUCAAAGCUGGGAGAUCAAACCUCAGUUCCAAGGUGAUUCCAGAUGUUUCCUCUUUUCUGUGUUUCCUUUCAUGCGAGUGUUCACCUGCACAGGCUAUAACAAUCAUUACAUGUACCUGAACCAGGGCCAGCAGACUAUGCCUAAUGGCUUGGGCAUGGGUGGUCAGCACGGCUAUUUCGGGUUGUGGUUGGACUGCGAUUUCGGCCAUGGCCACAGUAGGGCUCGACCACGCUGUACCACAUAUGGCAGUCCUCAGCUUUCAGGAGAGGAGGACUUCAAACUGGACACCCUGGAGGUGUGGGGAGUUGGCAAGCCACCGGAAGAACAAGAGGAGGGUGAGAAUAAGAAAAGCAUACUAGUUGCAGAUCCUGAAGUUCAGGCCAUGAUGGAAAUGACAGGCAAGACCCUGCACAGCCAAGGCCUGAGAGAACCAGAGGAGGAUGACGGACAGUGA
Messenger RNA from Triplophysa rosa, 1347 nucleotides. It is a transcript of the gene meak7, whose product is annotated as MTOR associated protein, eak-7 homolog. Gene Ontology annotation, biological process: TOR signaling. The transcript is spliced from 7 exons. Bases 1 to 1347 code for a protein of 448 amino acids. NCBI's taxonomy places the organism in Eukaryota, Metazoa, Chordata, Actinopteri, Cypriniformes, Nemacheilidae. The record is from RefSeq and is a predicted model, not a curated record.